Molecule: messenger RNA, 1111 nt
Organism: Podospora pseudocomata
Lineage: Eukaryota; Fungi; Ascomycota; Sordariomycetes; Sordariales; Podosporaceae
Exons: 3
Coding region: 1-819 (272 amino acids)
Source: RefSeq, a predicted model, not a curated record
AUGGGACAGAAGAGCAGUUGCCUCACGCACAAACAUACCGGUUUAGGAACCGCAUCGGCCGAACAGUAUCGCCAGCCUGAGAACGGCACAGCCCAGGACCUUCUCAAGGAUAUCGCCCGGAAAAGCAAGCUCCAGGCUCGCGGGAUGUCGGGGAAAUGUCAAGAUGGCGAGGCUGGCACCGGGAGCUCGAUGCACGUAGCGGAGCAGAAUGGAAACGCGGUUGGCGAGAGUGCAUCAACAAAGCGGUUGAGGAUCACCUCAACUGAAGAUACUGAUACGGAGACAACUGUUACUGCGCCCGUCGUUCAAGAGGUCGUGAAACCCCACGUCCACGAGAUUCGACAAGAGGAAAUCCAUCGCGACAUUCAUGUACACACAAACCACACCAUUAUCCAGCCUGUCUACGAUCUCGAAGCUCUACCACCGCGGCACUUUGUCCCCGACGAGACUGGAAAGCUGGUUGAGGUCAGCGAGUCAGACCUACCCGCCUGCACGGGACGAAAUGCCCAAUGGCACAUCGCGGCUGGUCCCGUCCCCGACAAAACCAAGAGCAAGCAGGCUCUCGGGACGGCGGCGAUUACCAAAACCGGGUCACCCAAUAGCACCAGCGGGGCCGUGAACGACUCGGACACUUCCUCGUCGACGGAUUCCGUGCCCGUGAUGGAGGUUGGCCAGCAAGAAGAAGCGACGCCAAUUGUGCAGAAGGCUGCCGUACCAAGGUCAACAACGACGCAAGCCAAUGAAGGUACGACAAAGAAAACCUCUCGACUGCCGAAACCGUCGACUGCGGGUCAAACAACAACGGUGGCUGCAAAGUAGCAAAGCCUGAGCUGCAUUUGUGUCCAUCUAUGAGUGUUGCGGGAAGUCUUUGUCAUUGGUUGCCUAUGUCUUUCUUUUGUUGUCAAAGUAUGUUGGUCAAAGACACGGCGAUUGUCAGUUAGUGGCUUGUUAUUAAGCUUGGUGAGAGAUGAUUCAAGUUAGGAAUGGUGGAAAUUUAGGCGUGUCCAAGGUAGAUACCUCCCUACAGCUAGGUACAUGAUUCUCUUUAAAGAAAUAGAAAAUGGAUAUGGGUAGUGAUUUUCCAGUCAUGAUCACAGUUGUGUAUGGGAGC